AUGUCGUUAAAUAAUCUUUCACAAUUUAAUAAUUGCCUUAACAGCAAAAACCGAAUUCUAGAUCUAAUAAUGAGCUCUAUGGUAAUCUCUCAUGUAAGUGAGAGCAAAGAUCCUCUUUCAAGUGUUGACCCUCUGCAUCCUCCGAUUGAAUUUUGUAUUGAUAUUGUUCAUAAAGAAAAACUCUAUUCCCAUGAAGAAGCCAGGUUUCGAUUCCAUAAAGCAGAUUAUGAAAAGAUUACAAGUGAUCUAAAUAAUAUUCCUUGGCACAGUGACCUUUCCUAUUGUGCUAGCGUUGACGAUAUGGUAGCACAGUUCUAUAAAAUUCUUAGAGUUAUAAUUUCUAAACAUGUUCCAAAAUCCAAACCACGUUCUAGUAAAUAUCCAAUAUGGUUCUCCGCGGCACUGGUGAAGGUAAUCAACGAAAAAUUCAAAUAUCGCACCAAAUAUCGCAAAUACGGAAAUCCUCGAGAUUUAAUUACUUUUGAAAUGCUACGGGAUAGAUGUACAAAACUCCAUAACUUAAGCUAUAGAUUAUAUUUAAAACGCUUAGAGACUUCAUUAUCUACGAAUCCAAAACUUAUAUGGAGCUUUAUCAAGCAAAAAAGAGGAAGGAUAAGCUCUUACCCUGCCCGGAUGUCUUUAGGUGAUGAAGUAGCUUCGUCGGGGUCAGACAUUUGCAAUCUUUUCGCAUCACAUUUUUCGUCGGUAUACAACUCGGACAACAUAUCGAUCAGUGGCCAGUCUAGUUCGUCAACCAAUUGUUUAACUUCAAUAUCGGUAACUACUGAUCAAGUUUUCAGAGUUUUAAAAAGACUGGACCCUUCGAAAGGUGCUGGUUCCGAUGGAAUACCUUCUAUUUUUGCGAUAAAAUGUGCUAGUGAACUAGCACUACCACUCAGCAUUAUUAUUAAUAGCUCUCUUAACUCUGGAAUAUUCCCAACGGUUUGGAAAAGUGCUCUUGUAAUACCAUUGUUCAAAAGUGGUGACACGAGUGCGGUAUUAAAUUAUAGACCUAUAUCUAUACUUCCAACUUUCGCGAAGGUUUUUGAAUCUAUUUUGUGCCCAAUAAUAUCGAGUCACUUCAAACAUUUUAUCGCACCUGAACAGCAUGGAUUCGCUAAGUCACGUUCCACGUCGACUAAUUUGGUUUCCUUCGUGGAGGAUCUUGCUGAGGGGGUUGAUCGUGGGCAAUCAUAUGAUGCAAUAUACACCGAUUUCAGCAGGGCCUUCGACAGGGUGAGCCAUGUUAUGUUGAUACACAAACUCUCCUCUAUUGGAAUUGAUGGCAUAUUUUUAAAUUGGUGCAGAUCAUACCUGUCAAAUAGGCAGUCAGUAGUUGUAGUUGGUGGGUACAAAUCCAAAGAAUUCACUGCCAUAUCUGGAGUGCCUCAAGGGUCACACUUAGGUCCAUUAUUCUUUAAUAUUUUCAUUAACGACAUCGGAAGCUGCGUUCAAGGGUCUAAAUUCUUGAUGUUCGCUGAUGAUUUAAAAUUAUAUAGAACUGUGAACUCACCCGAGGAAGCAAUGUCACUGCAAAAUGAUCUGGACAAUUUGAUGAUGUGGUGUAGUUUAAACGGAAUGAAUUUGAAUCCUGAAAAAUGUCAUGUUGUUCGAUUCAGCAGGAAAAAACGCUCGCCAACCAGAGUCUAUCAUAUUAAUCAAGCAUUUCUUAAGGAAGUCAGCCAUACUCGGGAUUUAGGUGUGAUUCUGGAUGGUAAAUUGCGUUUUAACUUGCAUGUUGAUGAUAUUACAAAUAGGGCUUUUAGGAUGUUGGGCUUCGUCCUGCGUAAUUGUAAGGAAUUUAGGAAUCCCAGCACUAAUGUUACAAUUUACACAUGUCUCGUACGUAGUAUUCUCGAAUAUUGCAGUCCUGUGUGGAAUCCGCAUUACGGUAUCUAUAUCAAGCGCUUGGAGAAUGUACAGAAGCGAUUUUUAUGGCACCUAUCCUAUGGUUGCAACAUGGCUAGGAAACUUCCUAGUUAUAACGAUCGUCUAUUACAUUUUCACCUUAAAUCACUUCGUCAUCGUAGAGAGCUGCUUGAUAUCAUGUUUCUGUAUAAACUUAUAAAUGGAAUUUUGGAUACCCCUGAUAUCUUGUCCAGAGUAAACAUUUCUGUUCCUAAAAAGCUGCAACGAUUUGCAAAGCCUCCUUUCAGAAUUAAGUUUGCAAAAUCAAAUCUGGGUCAGAAUGCUCCAUUAAAUAGAUCUUUAAGGAGUUAUAAUUUAAUUCAUAGCGUUGAAAUUGAUGGUGGUAUUGGAUCGCAAUGGGGGGGUCGCGAAUUCCCCCAAAUAGAUCUGUUUUCAAACUCCCCAUCAAUUUUCAAAAAGUUAGCGGCUCAGCUGAUUACUCAUUAA
Molecule: messenger RNA, 2355 nt
Organism: Pieris macdunnoughi
Lineage: Eukaryota; Metazoa; Arthropoda; Insecta; Lepidoptera; Pieridae
Source: the annotation of a GenBank genome assembly